Messenger RNA from Lates calcarifer (barramundi perch), 4917 nucleotides. It is a transcript of the gene adam11, whose product is annotated as ADAM metallopeptidase domain 11. The transcript has 27 exons. Gene Ontology annotation, molecular function: metalloendopeptidase activity. Gene Ontology annotation, biological process: proteolysis. NCBI's taxonomy places the organism in Eukaryota, Metazoa, Chordata, Actinopteri, Centropomidae. The record is from RefSeq and is a predicted model, not a curated record. Bases 389 to 2725 code for a protein of 778 amino acids.
CGUUCCCAAAUGAACGGCUCCUCGCGCAGCCUCAUUCCCUUCAGGCAGGACCAGUAACAUUAGGCCAAAAAAAAAGUGUGUGGUAAAGAGAGACAGAGAGAGAGAGAGAGAGAGAGAGAGAGAGAGAGAGCGAGCAGCGGAGCUCCGGGGACACCGACACUCACCAUGCUGCUGGAGCGGAGCGGAGGAGCCUCGUCAGGGCGCUUUUAAGUCGCUGAGGGCUGAGGAAAAGGGGGAGGUGAGAAAUGCGGGCGCCGCGUUCAAAGGAACCCCGCUGCUGUGUUUGUCCUCACUGUCAACAACAGUCCUGCUGCAGCUCCGCUCACGGCUCUUAUCGGUUCAUUUAACGGCGUCGCACCGGGGAAAUCACUGGGACUAUGUGAGCAUCAUGCUCGCUGUGAGAUGCCUGCUGUUCGCUGCAGUGUGUGCACGGUGCGCCGUGACAGGUCUGAGGGAGUGGGUGAGUCUGGAGGGAAGGCUGCCGCCCGCGGAGGAGUUCGUUCAGCCCAAGCGGCUCCUGCAACAGAUCCACUCCCAGGAGGAGCUGCUCCACAGCCGCCUGGACACCCGGGUCAGGAACUACACAGCCGGAGUGGAGCCGGUCCAUCUGGCCCAGAGCAGCUUCCUGGUGGAGGCGUUUGGCACAUCCUUCAUUCUUGACCUGGAACUCAACCAUAAUCUCCUGUCAACAGACUAUGUGGAGCGUCACUAUGAUGAGGAUGGGCAGCCAUCACAGAAUAUGGGGGGAGAGCACUGCUACUACCACGGGCGAGUGCGGGGGCUGCCUGGCUCCUGGGCUGCUCUGUCCACCUGCCACGGCCUGAGGGGGAUGUUUUCUGACGGGAACUUCUCAUACGGGAUUGAACCUGUUGGCAGUGGAGAGGAGCACAAUGACCACAUCAUGUAUCGAAUGCCAGAUAUUGACCUCUUCCCACUGCCCUGUCCAGGAUGCUCAGAGAACAGUACAGAGCCCGAGGGGCAGCCAGAUGGCCACAGUGAAGGAGACGGAGAGCUCAAGGAUGGAGACAACUGGUCUGAAGAAGAGAAGCCCGUCCUCAGAGCGGGACUGAGACGCUCAAAAAGACAAGUGCGGCGAGGCCAGCGCACCGUCCAGACCGAGACCAAGUACAUCGAGCUGAUGGUGGUAAACGACCAUGAACUGUUUGUGCAGCUCCGUCGGUCGACCACUCAGACGAAGAACUUUGCCAAAGCUGUGGUGAACAUGGCCGAUGCGAUCUACAAGGAGCAGCUCAACACUCGUAUCGUCUUGGUGGCCAUGGAAACCUGGUCGUCUGAAAACAGGGUCUCCGUGGGCGACGACGCCUUGCUCACCCUGCGCGACUUCAUGAAGUACAGGAAGGAGAGCAUCAAGGAACGCUGCGACGCCGUACACCUCUUCUCGGGGAGGACAUUCAUGAGCAGCCGCAGCGAGGCAGCGUACAUCGGGGGCAUCUGCUCCAUCACCAGGGGCGGAGGAAUCAAUGAGUAUGGCAGCGUGGGCCCCAUGGCCAUCACGUUGUGUCAGAGUCUUGGCCAGAACAUCGGCAUGCUGCGGAACAAGGAGCGACCAGCUGCAGGAGACUGCAGGUGUCCAGAUCCAUGGCUGGGUUGUAUCAUGGAGGAUACAGGCUACUACCUGCCCAGGAAGUUUUCUCGCUGCAGUAUAGACGAGUACCUGCGUUUCCUCCAGCAGGGAGGAGGCAGCUGCCUCUUCAACAAGCCCAGCAAGCUGUUAGACCCACCAGAGUGUGGUAACGGAUAUGUAGAACUGGGAGAGGAAUGUGACUGUGGAUCACUGGUGGAGUGUGCCCGGAGUGGAGCCAACUGCUGUAAGAAGUGUACGCUUACCCACAAUGCCAUGUGCAGCAACGGGCUCUGCUGCAGAGACUGCAAGUACGAGCUGAGGGGGGUGACGUGCCGCGAUGCUGUCAACGACUGUGAUAUUCCCGAGACCUGCACAGGAGACUCCAGCCAGUGUCCUCAUAAUGUCCACAAACUGGAUGGCUACAUGUGUGAUGCUGGCCAGGGUCGUUGUUACGGAGGUCGCUGUAAGACCAGAGAUGGCCAGUGCAGGACUCUGUGGGGCUACAACUCAGCUGACAGGUUCUGCUAUGAGAAGCUGAACUCUGAGGGCACAGAGAAAGGAAACUGUGGCCCAGACUCCAGUGGUCAGGGAUGGGUGCAGUGCAACAAACAAGACGUUCUGUGCGGUUUGCUGCUGUGCACCAAUCUGACAGCCAAGCCGAGGUUUGGAGAGCUGCAGGGGAGGCUCACUAGUUUGACCAUCCACCACCAGAACAGAUACCUGGACUGCAUGGGAGGCCAUGCAGUACUGGAUGAUGGUUUGGACCUGGGCUACGUGGAGGACGGUACGCCAUGUGGGCCAAACAUGAUGUGUUUGGAGCGCCGCUGCCUCCCCGUCACCACCUUCAACCUCAGCACCUGCCCGGGAUCCUCGACCUCACGCAUCUGCUCCCACCAUGGGACGUGCAGCAACGAGGUGAAGUGUAUCUGUGAUCCAGACUACACUGGGAAGGACUGCAGUGUGUUUGACCCCAUCCCCAUCCCCACCCCGCCAGAUGGCCCAGAGAAAUACAGAGGUCCCAGUGGUACCAAUAUCAUAAUAGGUUCGGUUGCCGGUGCAAUUCUGCUGGCAGCGAUAGUCCUGGGGGGAACUGGCUGGGGAUUUAAAAACAUCCGAAGAGGAAGAUCUGCAGGAGUUUGAGUCGUAUCUCUCUGCUGUCCUGUCUUCCUUACACUGUGUCCAGUCCACUCCGAGGAGACAAUAACAAAGAUGUCUUCCGCUUACGAGCCAUCAGACCUUUUCAUUUUCCCUUUUCUGACUUUUGUCAUGCUGUCUCCAUCUGUAUUUUUUUGACAGCGGCACAGAAAUGCACAUUCCCACAGAUCUGAGUGGCUGACAGGGAUUGUUUGACAAAUUUUGCCUUUGACGGUAUUGCCUCCUGUUUCAUGGUUGUUCUAGUUUUUGUUUGAUACGUUUUUGUGUUGCUCGAACUGAUCUGAAUGGAUGUUUUCAUCCUGGACACACACUUACAGAGCCCUUAUCUUAAGUGUGUUGCUCAACUUUUUCAGUUUUCCUUUCCCUUCCACUUGUUACAGCCAGUCUUCUGCCACAUCGACUGUUAUACUUUUCCCCUUUAGUGAUUUCAUGAUAGAUGAAGACUGUGCACUUCUCCUGGUCUGGACUUUUUAAAGGAAGCCUUCAGUUAAUACACAGUUAUCAUAUUUAAUCUCAUGGAGACACAAUCACUUCCUCUCAGUAGUGCGACUUUAACUGCAAUAGAAGUGUAUAAAUUUCAUGCAGAAUAGUGAAUGUUAACAUUUUAUCAGGGUAGAUGAUGGUUAUUUUUGUGUGCUAGGACUUAACAUUCCACAGUAAUAGCCAUAAUUUGCUGUUUUUCAUUAUCAAGCUGUAGUCCAUCCUAAAUCAAUGCUUAAUCAUAAUAUGCAUUAAUGUAUGAAUGUAUAGUUCAAGCCUGCAAGGACGCUUCUUGUAUUUCUGUGCUGAUUACAUCCAAGUACAUUGUACUUGACUGCAGCCAUGCUGGAUAGACAGUUGCACAUGCACACACCGAAUGUUUUAUCCUGCUGUAUGAUAUGUAAUCCAUAUACUACCAAUAUGCAUACAAGUAUGCUGAACAUGGGUGCUGAUGUACAUAGUGUAUUAUAGGGUCGACUCAUUUAGAAAGCAGGGACUCACUGCCGCUCUGAAUGGAAGCACAAGAAAACUCUUCCUGCCUCUCAGCCUAAAACUGCUAGUUUUGAAGAUUUCAUUAGCACCAGGGGACUCAGAUCUUUGCAGUUUGUACAUUUUAGGGGAAGCUGGAGCUCCUCUGGAUUUCCAAAAUUGUUGUUUAGCUGCAUGUCUGAUUAUUUGGACUGCAGUUAAGAGGUGUGAAUGAAUGCCUAUGAAGAAGAUUUUCAAGUUUCAAGCUGCAAAGUCAUGACAUAGAUGCUAUAUUUAACGCAAGAUCCCCCUCAGUAUGCAUAAGGUUUUUGCAUUAAGUCUUACAAAUUAAAAUUUGGCUUCUCCUUUAUGUACUCACAUGUAUUCAGAAAUUGCAUAAAAUUAAAAAAUUUAAGGCCAUUUAAGCCAAACAUGCUUCAUCUCUGAAUGGCACAAUUUGGCAGAUUUAAUCCCAACUGAACAGAUCCAUGUAAUAAGCAAUAAAUAUCUAAUAGAAAUAAUGUUAUUAAGUUAAUUUCCAGUGCAAAACAACAAACAUUACAGCAAAUAUCAAAAGUAGUCUCUCAGUAAUCCAGUUCCGCAGCUUUUAUGUGUGUCACUCUCUCCACUUAUCCUCUCUGCGUCUCAGAGAGUCUUAUAUCAGGUUCAGACUGCUUGAGAAGCUUUGUUUCACCAAUAACUUUAAAGAACUGCACAAUCACACAGGAGCCAGAAGAGAUGAUCCAAGUUACACUGCCAGUCAACCUACAGUAAGCAUUAGAGGAAUAUGUUGACAUUUUGAUUUGAAGUCUAUCACACCAAAGUUUAUUUAACAAAAAAGCUUAAUGACAUUCCUUAUGGAAAGAAGAUAGUGAAGUAGAAAAUGUACAAAUUAUACAAAAUCAUGAUUUGACAACAUUAACUAAGUUUGAAAUGUCAAUAUGUCCCUUUAAUCAUACUCAAACUUCUCCUUUUAAUCUCUAACCACUGUAUAAACACUCAAAAGUACUCAAGGACAGGCUCGGCUGAAAGCUCAGGUCAUGCUGUGUUUACCGCCACCGUUUGUGAUCACACAUCGUAGUUUGACUCAACAGAUUUUGGCACCAUUCACUUACAGUUUGGAAGUCAACACUGUCUAGUCUUACAGGAAGGCAACCAGUAUUAGCUUUCAAUGUAAAUACUCAUAUUGCUGUAUAUUAAAACACAUAUUAAAACAUAUCUGAAUACCA